This is a messenger RNA of Papaver somniferum (opium poppy), 1970 nucleotides long. RefSeq lists its product as uncharacterized. The record is from RefSeq and is a predicted model, not a curated record. The coding region runs from base 261 to 1664 and encodes 467 amino acids. The transcript has 14 exons. Lineage: Eukaryota; Viridiplantae; Streptophyta; Magnoliopsida; Ranunculales; Papaveraceae.
AUUGGAUUUAAUAUCAAAAAGGACAUAGCAGGAAGAGAGAGACGGCAAAACGUUGCUUUUACGUAAGCAAAGAAGAAUUAAAGAAGACAGAUUUUUGUUUUGUCUUGUGGUUUUGUUCAUUCUAAUGCUGCUCACAGGAAACUCCAUUGAUGAGAUUAAAAAAUAGAAAGGGAGUUUAUGGAAGUGAAAGCUGAUUAAUUCAUUUUUUCUGUGAGUUAAUUUUAUAAAAUUGUCAAUUUUUGAGGGUCUUCGUUAAAGGGAUGAGUUGGAGAAGAGUUGCUAAAUCUGCACAGGCUUUUAUUGCUCAUGGACUGCUUUUCGGUUUCACCCUUUUGGUCUUACUCAAACUCAAUCAUGUAGUUACCUACUCAUGGUGGACAAUUUUUUCCCCACUUUGGUUGUUUCACACAACUGUCGCACGAGGCAGGUUCUCCUUGCCAGCUCCAUCAGUACCACAUGAUCGCCAUUGGGCACCUUGCCAUGCUGUUGUUGCAACACCGUUACUGGUUUCCUUUGAAAUACUCCUUUGCGUAUAUCUGGAGGGCAUCUAUGUGUACGGGUUUGCAGCUGUAAACUUGAAAAUCGUCUUUGUUCCCUUGUUGGCGUUUGAAUUGAUCAUUCUGAUUGAUAAUUUCAGAAUGUGUAGGGCUCUAAUGCCAGGAGAUGAAGAAAGCAUGAGUGACGAAGCGAUAUGGGAAACCCUUCCUCACUUUUGGGUUGCAAUCUCCAUGGUUUUCUUCGUUGCUGCAACAAUGUUCACACUUCUUAAGUUGUCCGGAGAUGUUGGUGCCUUGGGAUGGUGGGAUUUAUUCAUAAAUUUUUGUAUCGCAGAGUGCUUUGCUUUUCUUGUGUGCACAAAAUGGUCUAACCCAGUGAUCCAUGCUCAAUCUCGCAAUAGAGAACCGAGAUCGUCUUCAACAGCUGUUAGAUUUGAUCGUAAUAGUGGGUUAUUAGUUACCUUUGAGGACGAUCAGUAUCAGGAUAGGAUGUGUGGAUUGCAAGACAUUGGUGGUCAUAUCAUGAAAGUUCCACUAGUUGGUUUCCAAAUCCUUCUCUGCAUGCGGCUAGAGGGAACACCACCAAGUGCCAGGCAUAUCCCUCUUUCGGUUCUUUUUGCUCCAUUGUUAUUACUGCAGGGGUUAGCGGUCUUUUUUGCAUUGUUGCGGUUGGUGGAGAGAAUUUAUCUGUUGCUUAAUAGUGAAGAUGUGCAAGGAAGAUAUUUUUCUAUCUCGUCAACAGCUCGUGAUUUUUUUGGGUUCUUGCAUCGUGGUUCUAGGCUUCUCGGCUGGUGGUCCAUUGAUGAAGGAAGUCGUGAGGAACAAGCUCGACUCUACCAUUCGGAGACUGCUGGGUAUAAUACAUUUUCUCGGUGUCCUCCCGAAGCAGUGAAGAAAAUGCCAAGAAAGGAUCUAGCCGAGGAGGUCUGGAGACUGCAAGCUGCCCUCGGUGAGCAAACACAAAUCACAAAACAUAGCCAGGAGGAGUUUGAAAGACUUCAAAAUGAAAAAAUUUUAUGUAGAAUAUGUUUCGAGGGAGAUAUAAACAUAAUUUUGCUUCCGUGCAAGCACCGCAUUCUGUGCAGCACCUGCUCGGAGAAGUGUAAGCGAUGCCCAGUUUGUCGAGUUCCCAUUGAGGAGAGCUUGCUUGUAUAUGAUGAUGUAUAGGUAUCCUAAUAUACUGGUUUUCCUCAUUUUUCGUUUUCGCUUGAUGGUUGGGGUCCUCGCGUGAUCGAUCAAGAAGAAAGUUUCGCCAAGGAUUGUUUUUUUUUGCUCAUCCUCAUUUGAAAUACCUUUGCAAUUGAAAGUCAGUUUGUAGAUUUGUUGCCUAGAUUUGUAGCUUGGUUCUUUCUUUGUCUUUUCUACAGUUUGGUUUCAGUGUAAAUAAACAGUAUAAUUUUAGCGAAGGAAAGAAAAGAAAGGUGUUUUGUUGGGUAGUUUCUGUCUACUACCUGUCAAACCAGGUUUGAAAAA